Molecule: messenger RNA, 1169 nt
Organism: Macroventuria anomochaeta
Lineage: Eukaryota; Fungi; Ascomycota; Dothideomycetes; Pleosporales; Didymellaceae
Exons: 4
Coding region: 135-671 (178 amino acids)
Source: RefSeq, a predicted model, not a curated record
GGUCCUCACGCCUCUGUUGGUCUUCAUCACAGCAAGCAAGCCUUACCCCAACGACUCAGUUUUGCAUUGAUCCACACUCAACACCACCAGGAUCAAACUCUUCCUCUACACGAUCUUCUACUUUCGUUGCCAACAUGUCUGACGGCCUUAACGAUGCCCGAGCUAUGCGGAUAACAGAGAUCAUGACGGACUUCCGCAACCUACAACACUACCUAAGUCAAUUGCGCGCUACACCGACCGCGGAGGAGUACUACCUCGAAGGAUAUUCACUGCUUCGCUCCUGCGCCAGCGAAGCCCAGACCAUCCUUCAAACACCAUUCUCCGCCAGCACAGGGGCAUCUACAGGGGACCCUGAGCGCGAGAGGCAGCAAUUGAAGACAAUCAUCACGGACGCAGCGGUACGACGAUUCCAGUGUCAGCGGGCGUACCUGAGAGCGCACGCUGGUCUGAGGUGGAUGAACUCACGUUACAGCAUUCUGCGAGGCCAGAAGCCGAACGCAAGUCACCUCGCAGCGCUACAACAAGUGGAUGGCACGCUACGCAAUGAGCUCCUUGCCAUUACGGACACUUACGUUGAGAGUACACUCCGCAACCAGGACGCUGCCCAGGGCAAGUGGCUCGUAGAAGACCCUUCGCUCGCUCAGAUCCAGCAAGCGCUCAUGCGCCGAUGAACAUCACGGUCGAUCCAGCAUCUUUCCCGUAAUUUGUACCUACUGCAUUUGGGCAUCCAGCCUCAUGGCGCCACACAUCUCCUACUCGAUACCCAUCUCAUACUACGUUACGCGUCAUCGACCCAGCAUGGCCUUCCAGCAAUGGCUUUGAAAACGCCAUACGACGAACACGGAUACUCUUCUGCUUAAUCAAUUUACCCAAGAUAGCGAUGCCUUGUGGUGGAACGCCCUUUCGACAACGGUGUAUUCGGGGUGCGCGUCUCUCAGGCUCUCCCGUACUUCCCCCCUUUCUUUCUCCUUCCUUUGUGCUGGUCACACUUUCUUGAAAAGCAUACGCACUUUUUUCCCUGGUUUUUGAUAACGCUACAAAGCGGUCAACCUUAGCGUUGGCGUUGGUCUCUUUCUUUUGACUAGCUUACGUUUGGUCGCUUGGCCUGCUUCUCUUCAGGCAGUGCGAAGCGAUCGUAGUGGGAACUUCGUACACAGCAUGACUUCGCG